Molecule: messenger RNA, 2239 nt
Organism: Ceratotherium simum simum (southern white rhinoceros)
Lineage: Eukaryota; Metazoa; Chordata; Mammalia; Perissodactyla; Rhinocerotidae
Gene: FAM43B
Product: family with sequence similarity 43 member B
Source: RefSeq, a predicted model, not a curated record
GGUGAUGUAGGCAGCCGGGGGAGGUGGAGCCGCGACGCCUGAAGGAGUCCCCACCGCAGCCACGCUCCCGGUCUACCCCUCCGAGCAGCCAGCCGGCAGUCCCAGCUCCGGCGACCUCCCUGCCGCCGCAAUUUGGGCGGUGGGGACCGCGAGACCCACCCCCCAACGCCGUUCGGGCCUAGGGGGCGCCUUCACCACGCCCUGCCCCUGCUCCUCCUUGCUUCCCGGACGGCUGGACCGACUCCCGGGGGAAGCUGUUCCCGGUCGCUCGGCCGCCGCCCGGGCAUCUAGGCAAGCCAGCCCGGCUGGGCACCGGGCAUCUGCGAAGCUAGCCCUGCCUGGCAGUGGGCAUCUCCGGGCACCGACUGUCUCUGGCGCCGCACAGCUUCUCGCAACUGCGGGGCCGCGGACUUCUGCGCGCCCUCCCCUCCCCCGGCCGCCCGGCAGGACGCCCGUGAGCUCCCGGCGCCCCCAGCCCCUCUGGCCGCCGCCGCCGCCGCGAUGCUGCCCUGGAGACGUAACAAAUUCGUGCUGGUGGAGGACGAGGCCAAGUGCAAGGCGAAGAGCCUGAGUCCGGGGCUCGCCUACACGUCGCUGCUCUCCAGCUUCCUGCGCUCCUGCCCGGACCUGCUGCCCGACUGGCCGCUGGAGCGCCUGGGCCGCGUGUUCCGCAGCCGGCGCCAGAAAGUGGAGCUCAACAAGGAGGACCCGACCUACACCGUGUGGUACCUGGGCAACGCCGUCACCCUGCACGCCAAGGGCGACGGCUGCACCGACGACGCUGUGGGCAAGAUCUGGGCGCGCUGCGGCCCGGGCGGGGGCACCAAGAUGAAGCUGACGCUGGGGCCGCACGGCAUCCGCAUGCAGCCGUGCGAGCGCAGCGCCUCGGGGGGAUCUGGGGGCCGCAGGCCGGCGCACGCCUACCUGCUGCCGCGCAUCACCUACUGCACCGCGGACGGGCGCCACCCGCGCGUCUUCGCCUGGGUCUACCGCCACCAGGCGCGCCACAAGGCCGUGGUGCUGCGCUGCCACGCCGUGCUGCUGGCGCGGGCGCACAAGGCGCGCGCCCUGGCCCGCCUGCUCCGCCAGACCGCGCUGGCGGCCUUCAGCGACUUCAAGCGCCUGCAGCGACAGAGCGACGCGCGCCACGUGCGCCAGCAGCACCUCCGCGCCGGGGGCGCCGCCGCCUCAGUGCCGCGCGCCCCGCUGCGCCGGCUGCUCAACGCCAAGUGCGCGUACCGGCCGCCGCCCGCCGAACGCGGCCGUGGGGCGCCGCGCCUCAGCAGCAUCCAGGAGGAGGACGAGGAGGAGGACGAGGCCGUGCAGGAGCGCGAGGAAGGAGCCCCCCAGCUCGAGCGGCCCGAGGUGCUCAGCCUGGCCCGGGAGCUGAGGACGUGCAGCCUGCGGGGCGCCCCGGCGCCUCCGCCGCCCGCGCAGCCCCGCGGCUGGAAGGCCGGCCCCAGGGAGCGGGCAGGCCAGGCGCGCUGAGAGCGGAGGGGGCAGGACUCGCGGCCCCAGACCCGGCCGGCCUGAUUUACAACCUCCAACCCCGGCCCGCCCGCUUCGGCUCCCCCUGGCCCCCCGGCCCUUGCCUCCCUCGUGGUCUCCGUUGUGUCCGCCUCGCGCCUCAUCCUGGCUCAGGGUGACGCCUGAUAUGCCCUUGAUCAUUGGGGGACGAGAGGAGGGAGCAGCAGUAUUCGGCGUUCACCUCUCCCCCAUCCAGAGUGUCUGGGCUCCCUCCAUUGCGGAAUUGCCCCCUACACUUUACACCAAGCCUCUUUGCCCAUAGACUACCCCCUCCCUCCCAAAACAAUCUCUCGAGAGGAGGGAGAAGUUUCCAGAAAUCCAGGAGGGUGGCCUUGGGCCUUGGCCAGGUGGAGGCAGUGGUCUUGCCCUUGGCCAGUCUAGCCUUCCUCCCUGGGAUGAGACUGACCCUGGGGAGGCAUUCUUGUAGCGAAGAAUAAUGGAGAACUCAGGCCAGGCCCAAAGUGGGAACUGAGUCUGCUGCCAUACACCCAAGGAAGAAUUCUCAGGCCUUAUGCCUGGCCUCUCUACCCCUUGGAGGACUUCUGGGACCUCACUGCUCUGCUCUGGAGAAGACUGGGAUGGUCCCACCCACCCAAACAGGUUAGGCCAGGUAACAGCUCUCUGUGCCAGGCAGCUGCCCACCUGUGCCCUAGUACCGGGCACCCCCACAGGACUCCCCACCCACCCUAUCUCUGCAGACAGAUGUGUGGUG